Molecule: messenger RNA, 1156 nt
Organism: Esox lucius (northern pike)
Lineage: Eukaryota; Metazoa; Chordata; Actinopteri; Esociformes; Esocidae
Product: claudin-34
Exons: 3
Coding region: 279-1034 (251 amino acids)
Biological process (GO): cell adhesion; bicellular tight junction assembly
Cellular component (GO): plasma membrane; bicellular tight junction
Molecular function (GO): structural molecule activity
Source: RefSeq, a predicted model, not a curated record
GUUGAAUGGCAGCUGUCAGGGUCUCAUCUGUAGUGCUUGGAUUCAGGAGUGGCAGGAUAUUCUGAUUUCUACAUGUAGGAUAACCAAAGACUUCAAAGAACUGACUUCGAUGGUAGCUACUUCAAGUGAGUAAAGUGUUUUUGCCUUAUGUGUCAUGGCAACCAGCGAGGCAGCAGCAGAAUUGAUUUGCAAAAGGACCAGCUGUGAGCUGUACUGGGUCUGGAGUCAGCUGACCAUCUGAACCCAGGUCAUCGACAUUACUUUCUGGUGUUGGCAUCAUGGUGUAUCUGGCCCACACAGCACAUUGGCAGUUCCUGGGCCUGGUGAUCGGUUGUGUCGGCUGGAUCCUAACCAUGGUCACUGCUGGCCAGAACGAGUGGCGAAUUUGGUACGUAGAGGAUGUCUCUAAUGUAGCGUCUGGCACGGCCUGGGUGGGUGUGUGGCGGGCCUGUUUCUAUAGCCACACCCUCCCUGACUUUGAGUUCUGCCGGUCAAUUGGCAUCACUGACCCAUUCAUUCCCUUGGAAAUACCUGUGUCUCAGGUGAUGGUCAUGGUGACAGUGAUCCUGGGUCUCACAGGGAACAUGGUUGGAGCAUACGCUGUGAGGAACAUCUACUUUGGUGAGAAGACUUCUAACAUCAUAAGGCUUCUGUUCACUGGGGCUGGAGUGCUGUAUGUCCUGACAGGAGCCAGCUGCUUGAUGCCUCUGAUUUGGAACAUGACAUCCAUUCUGACCAAUCAGACAAUAACCUUUCCUCCAGAGUUCCACCUCCCCCCUGCCCCCACCACACAGAAAGUGGGAGUGGCUAUCUGGAUCGGCAUCAGUGCUUCCAUCUUAUUGUUCUUCAGUGGCAUCCUCUUCCUCUGCUACAGUUAUCCAACUGAGGCAUCAAGGCCGGCAACUCAGCCAACCAGUGGAGACAAGCACCUUGAGCAUGGGACAGCCAUGUUCAUGUCUAAACUAGAGAAUGGAAAUGAGGUCAGCAGCCGAGCCAGAGACAACAUAGUCUUCCAGGCUGAGGAGGACCUCUAGUGGUGAGAAGGACUUCUAGUGGUGAGGAGGACUUCUAGUGGUGAGGAGGACCUCUAGUGGUGAGGAGGACUUCUAGUGGUGAGGAGGACCUCUAGUGGUGAGGAGGACUUCUAGUGGUGAGG